ACAUUCCUUAUAUAGCCUCUGAGGAGUGAGUUGCAGCUACAAAGUUUAGAGGGGGAGGCUUUGCCAGCUAGAGUGAGGCUCUGCUUGCUUGCCCGAGCCUUUGUGAAUUUCUAGCUUUCUCCCAGGUUUGGGCCACGGGUCGGCCCUUGUGGACAAGGCUAUGAACGUGUACUCUGUAGCUCUCAGCGGCCCAGCGCCGUGGGGCUUCAGGCUUCAGGGUGGAAAAGACUUCAGCAUGCCCCUCACUGUGUCAAGGCUGACCCCGGGUGGGAAAGCAGCUCAGGCUGGUGUCGGUGUCGGCGACUGGGUCGUCUCUAUUGAUGACCUUAACGCAGAGGACUUGACCCACGUGGAGGCCCAAAACAAGAUCAGAGCAGCAUCAGACUCCCUCACUCUCACCCUUAACAGGCAAGUCAGUUUGCAAAGAUGCAACAAGGAGGUACAAUUCCCCGAGUCAUCCCCCAUGCCCUGUUUUAUCCCCAACGACCGCAGCAAAAAGAGGUUGAUCCAGGACACAGAGGACUGGCAGCCUCGCACCGGUACCACCCAGUCACGCUCUUUCCGCAUCCUGGCGCAGCUCACUGGCACUGACUUCAUGCAGGACCCAGAUGAUGAAACCAUGAAGAGGGCCAGGGAAAAGUUCCUCACUGAGAUUCAGAGCCCCCGUUACGCCCGUCUGAGGGACUGGCACCACGACAGGUCGGCUCGCGCCCUAAAUAUCAAAUCCUGUGUUGAGCCAACUCCAUCGCCUGCCAAAACUCAGACAGCCAGUCAACCAGAUGGAUCCAAAACUGCAGCCUCAGGCAUCUCGGCUCCUUCCUCCCGACCCCCGUGGGUCACCGACCCUAAUUUUGCCGACCGUUAUCGUCCGGAUAAGACGAGCACGGUGGUGACGCAGCACCAGCAGCUGGUUCAACCCACGCCAAUGGAGAACCGCAGUUCCAUCCUGCAGGCGGCGCAGCAGACGCCCCAAGGCAGUGAGAGGACCCCGGUGUGCGGCGCCUGCAACAAAAUCAUCAGGGGUCGUUACCUCGUCGCAUUGGGACACUCGUGGCACCCCGAGGAGUUCACGUGUUCACAGUGCAAGACGGUCCUGGAGGAGGGGGGCUUCUUCGAGGAGAGAGGUUCCGUCUUCUGUACCAAGUGCCACGAUAACCGCUACGCACCCAACUGUGCAAAGUGCAAGAAGAAGAUCACGGGGGAAAUCAUGCAUGCCCUGAAGAUGACCUACCACGUUCAGUGUUUUAAGUGUGCAGCCUGCAAGACUCCUAUCAGGAACCAGGCCUUUUACAUGGAAGAGGGAGAGCCUUACUGCGAGAGAGAUUACGAGAAGAUGUUCGGCACCAAAUGUCAUGGCUGCGACUUCAAGAUUGACGCCGGGGAUCGUUUCCUGGAGGCCCUGGGCUACAGCUGGCACGAUACGUGCUUCGUCUGCGCUCUGUGCCAAAUCAACCUGGAGGGGAAGACGUUUUACUCCAAGAAGGACAAGCCCCUCUGCAAAGGCCACGCCUUUGCCCCGGUGUGAGUCAUCCUCUUCUCAAAUCUUGAUGUCGAACCUCAAAUCACACGCAAGCCUGUGUUCAUCUGGAUGGUCGAAGCUUAACGCUCCGUUGUGCCUCUUAUACUAAAUAUUCAGCCUGUCACUCAACUGGACUGGGUUGACCUGUUCAAACAUGCCAUUAUCUUGUUUACCUUCACGUCAACCUGUUGACAUUGUUUUUUAAAAUCAUUAUUAUUGUAUUUUUUUAUUUUUUUUUUUUUUGCAUUUGGACUCAUUUUAAUUUCCAGAAACUUUUAAUGGGAAGUUUGGUUUAGGAUUGUUGCAAAUUUGUUGGAAAAAAAAAACUUUGCAAUUGGACUUAAGAGACUCUGAGAAAAAAUUGUAUUAUAGACAUAACAUAAUAACCAUUUAGUUUUGUCAGACAACAGUAAGUUUUUUUUAAGACAGUAUUUUAUGUGCCCAAAGAUAGAAUAUUAGAAUUUAUUACAAACUCUCAUCCUGCAGUUAUUUUUUUUCUAAACCUACAGGCUUUUGAAUAUGUAUUUAUAUUGCUUCAGAAAAUGCGUUGUUUUAAAUAACUGCCGGAUUGAUUGAAUAAACAUCUUUGUUGUCGUGAUCUUGCAA
Molecule: messenger RNA, 2125 nt
Organism: Hippocampus comes (tiger tail seahorse)
Lineage: Eukaryota; Metazoa; Chordata; Actinopteri; Syngnathiformes; Syngnathidae
Gene: pdlim7
Product: PDZ and LIM domain 7
Exons: 13
Coding region: 161-1525 (454 amino acids)
Biological process (GO): muscle structure development; actin cytoskeleton organization; heart development
Cellular component (GO): stress fiber; filamentous actin; Z disc
Molecular function (GO): actin binding; muscle alpha-actinin binding
Source: RefSeq, a predicted model, not a curated record